This is a messenger RNA of Glycine soja, 3354 nucleotides long. RefSeq names its product AP2-like ethylene-responsive transcription factor ANT. Bases 753 to 2735 code for a protein of 660 amino acids. Gene Ontology annotation, molecular function: DNA-binding transcription factor activity; DNA binding. The record is from RefSeq and is a predicted model, not a curated record. Lineage: Eukaryota; Viridiplantae; Streptophyta; Magnoliopsida; Fabales; Fabaceae. Gene Ontology annotation, biological process: regulation of DNA-templated transcription. The transcript is spliced from 9 exons.
UGAAAUCUGAAUUCUGAAUUCUUUCCCCAAUUCACACUUGCGAGCCCACUCUAGUGCCCAUUUCAUGUCAUGCUCACUAGAUUCAGCUACAUAGCUAAGCUAAGACACGCUUUCAAGUUUCCAAGGCACAUAGACACAGACACGCUCAGAACAGAACCUGACCAAAAUAGUUAUAUCCUACUCACAUUUUACAUUCCCACCUCUUUCCUUUCCCCCUCACCAUUCUCGAGAUUCUCGCUUUUACUACAUUACCCCUCUCAUUUCAUUCUGGGUUUAAGGUAGGGUUUAACUAGAAAGAAAUUUUUAACAAAAUAAUAGAGAGAGAGGCAAAAACCAAAAGACGUGGUCUUUCUCAUUGAUAUAUACAUACACAGAUCCCUAUGGAAUGAAGUGGGUGCUCCCCAAUCUUCGCUUGCGAUAAUUCAUUCUUUUUGCUUAGUUUAAAGAGACCAGUUUUGUUGUGUUCGGAGAGAGACAGAUUUGUGUGUUGAGCGCAUAGAACGAUGAGUUUGGUUGGUAGAGGAGCAAGUUUUGCAUUGUAGUAGUUGUAGCAAUAGCCACACAACAAAAGAAAACAAAAAACCAAGUCUUCGUCAUCUUCGUAUGCAGAGAUUUUUCUUCAACAUGAUGAUGAUGAUUAGUUUAUUUACCAAACAAUGAUUGCCUUGCCUUCCUUCGUGAGAUACUGGUAGCAAUUUCAAACCUUUUCGAGUAACCAAAAAGAAAAGAAAAGAAAAAACAAAAGCUAGAAGAUGAAGCGCAUGAAUGAGAGUAACAACACCGAUGAUGGAAACAAUCAUAACUGGUUGGGGUUCUCUCUCUCGCCCCACAUGAAAAUGGAGGUUACUUCGGCAGCCACUGUUUCCGACAACAAUGUUCCGACAACCUUCUACAUGUCCCCUUCUCACAUGUCCAACUCCGGAAUGUGUUACAGUGUCGGGGAAAAUGGUAACUUCCAUUCUCCUCUUACCGUUAUGCCUCUCAAGUCUGAUGGGUCACUUGGUAUCUUGGAAGCUCUCAAUAGAUCACAAACGCAAGUGAUGGUGCCAACUUCGUCUCCGAAAUUGGAGGACUUCUUAGGUGGUGCAACUAUGGGAACUCACGAAUAUGGGAACCACGAGAGAGGUUUGAGCCUAGACAGCAUCUAUUAUAACUCACAAAACGCAGAGGCUCAACCCAACAGAAACCUUCUUUCACAUCCCUUCAGGCAACAAGGGCAUGUGAAUGUCGAAACACACCCUUAUUACUCUGUAUUUGCUUGUCGAGGUUUGUAUCAGGCACCGUCGGAGGAAGAAGCAACAAAGGAAACGCACGUUUCAGUAAUGCCUCAAAUGACAGGAGGAGGUUUGCAAAACUGGGUAGCUCCAACAAGGGAGUAUUCAACUCAUCAGCAGAUUCUGGAGCAGCAAAUGAACUGUGGCAUUUGGAAUGAGAGAAGUGGGGUAUCUGUUGGAACUGUGGGGUGUGGAGAGUUGCAAUCUCUAAGCUUAUCUAUGAGUCCUGGUUCUCAGUCUAGUUGUGUCACUGCUCCUUCUGGAACAGAUUCUGUGGCUGUGGAUGCAAAGAAGAGAGGGCAUGCUAAACUUGGUCAGAAGCAGCCUGUGCAUAGAAAAUCUAUUGACACAUUUGGGCAAAGAACGUCGCAGUAUAGAGGCGUCACAAGGCAUAGAUGGACUGGUAGGUAUGAAGCGCAUUUGUGGGAUAAUAGUUGCAAGAAGGAAGGGCAGACUAGGAAAGGAAGACAAGUAUAUUUGGGAGGUUAUGAUAUGGAAGAAAAAGCUGCAAGAGCCUAUGAUCUCGCGGCUCUUAAGUACUGGGGACCUUCAACGCACAUAAACUUUUCGAUAGAAAAUUACCAAGUUCAACUUGAGGAAAUGAAGAACAUGAGCAGACAGGAAUACGUUGCACACUUGAGAAGAAAAAGCAGCGGAUUUUCUAGAGGUGCUUCAAUAUACAGAGGGGUCACAAGGCACCACCAACAUGGAAGAUGGCAAGCGAGGAUAGGCAGAGUUGCUGGGAACAAAGACCUUUACCUUGGGACAUUCAGCACUCAAGAGGAAGCAGCAGAAGCAUACGAUAUAGCCGCAAUAAAAUUCCGCGGCGCGAAUGCAGUCACAAACUUUGACAUUUCAAGAUACGAUGUCGAGAGAAUCAUGGCCAGUAGUAAUCUCCUCGCUGGGGAGCUUGCAAGGCGAAAUAAAGAUAACGAUCCAAGAAACGAGGCCAUUGACUACAACAAGAGUGUAGUAACAAGUGUGAACAAUGGGGAAACGGUUCAAGUUCAAGCAAGAAACAACAAUGAAAAUGAUUCGGAGUGGAAGAUGGUUUUAUUUAAUCACCCUUUACAGCAACAGGCAAAUGGCAGUGACCAUAAAAUAAUGAACUGCGGAAAUUCCAGGAACAGUGCAUUUUCUAUGGCCCUACAAGAUCUCAUUGGGGUUGAUUCGGUGGGUUCUGAGCAGCAUAAUAUGCUGGAUGAUUCUAGCAAAAUUGGGACUCAUUUUUCAAACCCGUCCUCGCUGGUGACAAGUUUAAGCAGCUCAAGAGAGGCUAGUCCUGAGAAAAUGGGUCCCUCGCUUCUGUUCCCAAAGCCUCCUCCAAUGGAAACAAAGAUUGUGAACCCCAUUGGUACGAGUGUUACCUCUUGGUUACCCUCACCAACGGUUCAAAUGAGGCCAUCUCCUGCUAUCUCUUUGUCUCACUUGCCAGUUUUUGCUGCUUGGACUGAUACUUAAAACAAGAUAGAUCCGUUUCAUUUUUCAUUUUUCAUUUUUCGUUUUAUGUUAUGUAGCUAAAAUUUACUUUUAUUUCUAAUUUGAUUCCCUCAGUUUAAAAGGUUUUAUUUAUUUUGAUAUAAAGUGUUUAUGUUAGAUUAAAUUGAUCGUUUUGUCGGAGGGUUUACACUAACACUGAUAAAAUAUUGAUUUUGAUGACAUUUUCUAACUGUUUGUGACCAUGUUAGUGUGAUAAUUUGACGGAAACAUCAAUUUGAUCUAAUAUUAAUAAUACUUUAAAGGGUCAAGGUAAAAUUUUUAACCAUGUUAUGUCAUGGAUGUAAUGUAAUAGAAAAUGGUGGGGAGUGGUGUUUUGGAGGGAUGAGAAGAAAUGGUUGAUGGGGACAAAAGUUGGGUUUUGAGGUAACAUUUGGCGUUUCUACUGUGCCAAGACGUGAGUGGAGGAAUUUUGGGGAAUUAAUGAAAAGCAGGGUUGGGGCCACCUAUCUGUCAUCUUUAUGUAACAAGUGUAACAUGGCCUUUACAAACAUAGCCUUUUGGCUAUAUGCUGGAAUGGAAAUAUUCAUAUCUUGAGGGAAGAAUUAAUUAAAGGAGGGGACUAUGAUUAAAUUCCGUGAAA